CGCGGGGCCGCCCCUCUGCGGCGGGCGGGCGGGCGCAGAGAGCGAGCGGGGACCGAGCGGGGACCGGCGGGCGGUGGCGCGGCGGACAUGUGCAGGAUGUCCUUCAAGAAGGAAACUCCGCUUGCCAACGCUGCAUUCUGGGCAGCAAAGAGGGGAAACCUGGCCCUGCUGAAACUGCUGUUAAACAGUGGCCGUGUGGACGUCGACUGCAGAGACAGUCACGGCACCACACUUCUCAUGGUUGCCUCCUAUGCUGGCCACAUAGACUGUGUGAGGGAGCUUGUUCUGCAGGGAGCAGACAUCAACCUCCAGAGAGAGUCAGGUACAACUGCCCUGUUCUUCGCUGCCCAGCAAGGCCACAAUGAUGUUGUGAGAUUUCUCUUUGGAUUUGGAGCAUCCACUGAAUGUCGGACCAAAGAUGGGGGCACUGCCCUGUUGGCUGCUAGUCAGUAUGGGCACAUGCCAGUGGUGGAGACCUUGCUGAAGCAUGGAGCCAACAUCCAUGACCAACUUUAUGAUGGAGCCACGGCCCUGUUUCUGGCUGCCCAAGGUGGCUACUUGGAUGUCAUCCGACUACUGCUGUCUUCAGGAGCAAAAGUCAACCAGCCAAGGCAGGAUGGAACCGCACCGCUGUGGAUCGCCUCCCAGAUGGGCCACAGCGAGGUGGUGCGCGUAAUGCUGCUGCGGGGAGCUGACCGUGAUGCCGCUCGCAACGAUGGUACGACAGCAUUGCUGAAAGCAGCCAACAAAGGGUAUAAUGAUGUCAUAGAGGAGCUGCUCAAAUUCUCACCUACUCUUGGUAUUUUGAAGAAUGGGACUUCGGCUCUCCACGCAGCAGUGCUCAGUGGGAAUGUUAAAACAGUUGCCCUGCUCCUGGAAGCAGGGGCAGAUCCAGCCUUGAGAAACAAGGCCAAUGAGCUUCCAGCAGAACUAACCAAAAAUGAACGCAUACUGAACCUCCUGAGACAGAAAGAAGGACCUGGGAAGAAUGAACUUGGAUCCAUCUUAGAUAGAUAGGAAUUUAGACCACAGUAUCCAGAAAGAAAUGGUUCUUAACAAUGUUGGAAAUGAAGAAAGAAUGUCUGCCCUGUGGGUUUGCACACUGUGCACUGACCCAGGACGGGCUCAGGGUCCACUUCCCUUUAUUUACAAUGGGCUUCUCUCACUGCCCUAUAACUUGGCUCUCGGGGACAUGGAUAGUCACAGAUUCCACAGAAACUUAUCUACAACUAUGAUAACUAAGUUCAGCUCCAUGUUGGACAUGAUUUCAGUGCUAAAAAAGGAAACAAAAGCUUCAUUCUUUAAGAGUCACAGGCCACCCUUCAAUGAAGCAAUACAUGUUUACUUUUGUGUUUAAUGUAGCUAUGCUAAAAUACAAUGUGUUUGAUGUAGCCAUGCUAAAAUACAAUGUGUUUAAUGUAGCCAUGCUAAAAUACAAUGUGUUUAAUGUAGCUGUGCUAAAACACAAUGCCUCCAUAAUAGUUCCAUUUGUCCAUUCACUGUAAAGUAUUUUUAUCACCCAAAGAUCAGAGUCAUGGUUCUUGGGAACCAGUGUAUACAUAAACAGUGGUUACUUAAGAUCCGCUUUUGACAUUCCACUAUGUGCUACUCAAAGAUGUGCCAUUAACACAUAGAAAAGAAAAACUGUUUGUUGGUAAAACCUCAUCUUUUUCCUGACUUGUAAAGUCACUGUCUCCUUGUCCACAUUGUCAAUGUAUGAGGAUAGCAAUAGGGAAUUGAAAACCCCAACAUCUGCAAAACACAGGUCUCUUUGAGCUUUGACUCUGGUUGUAUGGUCUGGAGUCCAAUUUCCAAGGCACAAGUGAAGACACAAUAUGCUGGGGAAUCUGGCACUUCCCGCAGCACUGUCUCUGACGGUGAGCUCACUGGCUGAAACAUGAUAUACGUGAGUACUGUUGCUGUUACUACUGGGGACUAUCCAUAGUAAAGGCAGUUGUUAGUAUUUACCAGGUGCUCAUUGAUACAUACUCAUGGGUGAAUUGAUUCCAGCAAAGAACCACAAGUUCACCAAACUGUUUGAGGAGGAUCUAAAGUUGAUGCCCAAUGCACUUCCAAUGGUGUCUACUUGCCUCUGUUGGUGCCUAACUGCAUAUACAGAAAUCAAUCUUCCUUCUAUAAUACAUGGUACGAAACACUACUAGUACUUUCAUGUUUAAACACAUAUCCACUACUCUAGCUCAUACUAUGCUCCAGGUCCCAACCAGGAGUCUCUGUGUAAAGUCCUGUUAAGAUGGAAGGGAAAAUAAUCCUAAAGAAGGUUUUGCUUAACCAAAUGCAGUGUUAUGAGAAGCACUACCUUUAAGUCUAUAAAUGCCAGACUGGAACUCUUGAAAUGAGAACAUGAUCUCUUAAAAUUGUUUAUGAUAAAUGCAAUCAUAAUGACAAGAUUUACAGCACACACCCUCAAAGAAGGAUAAAGUCUGACUGAUAAGCUCUGCAGAAAUCCGCACUCUAGUUUCAAGAUAAAAGAUUAGAAAGUUGUUCGUUGCCACAACACCUGACACAAAUAUUUUGGUAGCUCAGGAUCAGUGCCAACUUCCCCAUUGGCAGCCUUUUACUUGGCAAAGUUAUGCAAAUACACAUUAUCUCCAUGGGAAUUUUGAAAUGCUGUAUUUGCCUUGAAGAAGAAAUUAAUGUGGACUUAAAUGCUUUGCGAUUUCCCCUUUAUUUAACCCUAUACCAGAACCAGUUGUUCAUCAUAGGUCCAAAAGAAAACAGUAUUGCAAAUACCACCACCACCACCACCAAAACCCAAAGACAGGAUCAGAAACUUCAUGUUUUUCACUAAAACCUCUUGACAUUGGCCUGUCACGUCAGAUGAACCAUUUUAGGGCCAUGAAAUUAAUUCAGUAUCUUUAGCAAUACUUAAUAAAGACCUUUGUGCUGUAUGAAACAAAUAUCUGGAUUAGCAUUUCAUCUAGAUGCAAUUAUGAUGUUAUCUGUGGCAGGGAAGUUGGGUAAGAACCUACCAAAAACUGAACAAGAUGUCUGUUAUUUCAGAAACUGUAUUUCCAUUUGCACACAUCUAAAGGACUCUUUAUAUUAGACUCAUGGACAAUCCAGUCAGUCUUAAUCCAAAGACUUAACAAAAGCAGUUCUUCUGCAAAUAAUCCAUUUAGCUGAACUACAAAAGUUUGCCACUACAUCCAUCUGUUUGACAACACAUUCCAUGUUAUACUUAAAAUAAAGUUAAUAAAUUGGGAAAUUUGC
Mus caroli (Ryukyu mouse) is the source of this 3231-nucleotide messenger RNA. RefSeq names its product ankyrin repeat domain 29 (gene Ankrd29). Gene Ontology annotation, molecular function: protein binding. The record is from RefSeq and is a predicted model, not a curated record. NCBI's taxonomy places the organism in Eukaryota, Metazoa, Chordata, Mammalia, Rodentia, Muridae.